This is a messenger RNA of Scophthalmus maximus (turbot), 1811 nucleotides long. It is a transcript of the gene cenatac, whose product is annotated as centrosomal AT-AC splicing factor. The record is from RefSeq and is a predicted model, not a curated record. The transcript has 11 exons. Bases 208 to 1290 code for a protein of 360 amino acids. NCBI's taxonomy places the organism in Eukaryota, Metazoa, Chordata, Actinopteri, Pleuronectiformes, Scophthalmidae.
ACAACAACAGUUCCACAUAUCGUACUUGUUUCCAGGGGGGGAACAUAUUGAGACGGAAUGAUUUCCGGUAGCAAAUCGCUGGCACUUUGCUUAUGGUCGUGACACUUGUGUUCAAACAAACGAGUCACAACAAUGAUACCAGCCGAGUUUGUCUUCAGCUCAACUCUGCUCUGGUGAACUGUCGCUUCCUCCAACACGCGCUUGUCGAUGGGUGCGUUUUACUGUGCGGUGUGUCGGCAAACGACGUUCGGCGGGAAGGGACACAUCUUCGGGAAGAGCCACCAGAGCCGACUCAGAGUGGUUCUCCUCAAAUUCCUGGAGAAAGUGAAGGAAGCUCGCCGAACACUUAAAAAGCCCCAAGUAGAGAAGUUUGAUUGCACCCGGCACAAGCAGAAAUUUUGGUGCUACUGCUGUGGGCUCGAGGUGGACCGAAAUGUUACAGACGGCAACAUCGCUGUGCUUUACGGAAGCUUGUUAGAGCACAUGGCCACCCCCGAGCACAGGAAGAAUACACACAAGUUCUGGUGGGAAAAUAAGGCCGACCCCAAGCUUCGAGACAAGGUCAUCGUCACAGAGGAGGAAACUGAAAGGUUUAAAGCUGAGCUGGCAAAUGUGCUGGAAACAUUUGUGGAGAAGGAGGAUGAAUUCAUUAAACAGGAAGCUGAUUGUAUCCGGUUCCAGGAGAAACAUCGCCAAGAGGUCCUUCAGUCUCUUUUAGAGCGUGACGCAGAGGCGGAGUUGUUCAAUGGUCCCAAUGGCACAGACAUGUCUGCGGAGGAUCCUGUCAGCUCGCAAUUUAAGUAUCAGGGAUCAGACCAGCAGCCGGGCAGCAGCUUUGUCGAGUCAGUGGUCGGAGUACGACGGGCUGCAACAGCACAAGGCCUGACAUUCAUUGGCUAUCAGGAUUCGUCAAACGGUGGAAACGUUCAUACAGGCGCUGUCCCUCCUUGGCUCCAGGACGAUCCUCUGGAGGGGCCCUCUGGGGUUGCAGCACAUCCAGAGAUCGGCCCGUCGCUCCCUGAGUUCCUAAAACAGAAGGAGCAAGCGAAGCUGAAGAAGCUUCCACCGAACAGAGUAGGAGCCAACUUUGAUCACACCUCGCAAACAGAUGCCAACUGGCUUCCUUCCUUUGGUCGAGUGUGGAACAGCGGCCGACGCUGGCAGUCCAGGCACCAAUUCAGACAAGAGGAAGGGCAGAAGAGCAAACAUAAGAGGAAGCGGGAGCACUACUCGGACGGGUCAAAGAAGGCAAAAGCAACUGAACAGCUGACAAACUCUGACAGCACUUAGAAACUGAGUUUGCUGUAUGAGAAUUCAUGUAUAUAUAGUUUGCAAGAUGUGAAUGAAUGAGAUUUUAUAGGCUGGUGGUACCUGGUUGAAAAGGUACACUCGUGUUCCACCAAGUCUCUGACUCUGAUCUACUAGUUACUUUACAAAGCUGUCGGUGAGCUGAGGACACGGUUCUGUCAAGUGAACAGCAGGGGGCGCAUGACACUCGACUAACAAAGGCACCUUCUGUAUGUUAACAGAGGAGUUGACAUGAAGGGAAUCUGUUGAAGCCAACAUUAAGAUAACGUGAUUAAAAACCUUAAACUGUAUUAUCCGCUUUUAAGGAUACAUAUGGUAAAAGAUAAAAAGAAAACAUCAGAUAUUUGAUAAAGGCAGUUUUAAUUUUGUAGCUGAGUAUUUUUUUCCCGUUUCUCAGAUUUUGACCUAUCAGUUUUGUUUUAUAAACAACCCUGAACAGUAAUAGGCAACACAUUAUGGCAGCAGCAUCAGAGUUUCUCUACAAUAAAAACUUGAGCACCAAG